Messenger RNA from Penicillium nucicola, 1650 nucleotides. Its product is annotated as sugar porter family MFS transporter. The transcript has 4 exons. Gene Ontology annotation, cellular component: membrane. Bases 1 to 1650 code for a protein of 549 amino acids. Lineage: Eukaryota; Fungi; Ascomycota; Eurotiomycetes; Eurotiales; Aspergillaceae. The record is from RefSeq and is a predicted model, not a curated record. Gene Ontology annotation, biological process: carbohydrate transport; transmembrane transport. Gene Ontology annotation, molecular function: carbohydrate:proton symporter activity.
AUGGCAGGAGGAACAAGCAUAUGGUUUAGCAGUGAGGCGAAGACUGACCCAAAGGAAAUUUUUAAUCUUCGUCUCCUCUACCUGCUUGUCGCCGUUGCUUGGGGAGGAUCCUUCUAUGGAUUUGACACAGGAAAUAUCGGUGGAAUCCUGACGCUUCCCUCUUUCAGGAAUGCAUUCGGGCUGAAUAACGUAUCUCAAGCAGUGGAAGAUGACCGCAAGGGGACCAUUGCCUCCAUGCUCGCAGCAGGUGGGUCAGCCGGUGCCUUACUUGCCGCGCCAACAUCGGACUAUAUCGGCAGGAAGUGGUCAGUCUUUGGCUGGGGUUUGGUGUUUGUAAUUGGUGCAGCAAUGCAAAUGAUUGCCAAUUACGAAGUGCUUCUUGCUGGCCGCUUCAUUGCCGGAAUGGGAGUUGGCGCCUCGUCAAUGCUCACUCCCCAAUUCUUGGCGGAGAACUCGCCGAAAUCAGUUCGAGGUUCGAUGACUGCGACAUACAAUCUGAUGAUUGUGAGCUCUCUCAUGUUGGCAUUCUGGGUCAACUACGGUGUUGCGAAAUGGUCCUUUCCUGGAGUUGAGCAUGAUGAUUCCCAAUGGAGAUCAGCGAUGGGCAUUCAGAUCAUUCCUGGUGCCUUGCUUUGUCUGAUGAUUCCAUUCGUACCCGAGACACCGCGUUACUUGAUCAACCAUGGCAAAGUUGAACAGGGAUUGAAGAACAUAUGUCAAUUGCGCAAGCUUCCUGCCGAACACGAGUAUGUGCAAACUGAGUUCCGUGAGAUCGAGGCUCAGGUUCGACACGAACAGGAGUGCUUCGAGGGACAUAAUUAUUGGAUUGUUUUCAGAGAUGUCUUUACAUCAAAAAGCAACUUUCAGCGCUUCUUUUUAUCGGUGAUGUUAUUUCUCUUUCACAAAUUCACGGGCACUGACUCCUUGAACUACUACGCACCUGAGAUCUUUGCUUUGAUCGGUGUGAAGAGUGGAUCCUCUAGCCUACUUACCACUGGUGUAUACGGAGUAGUGAAGACGGUUGUCACAAUCAUCUACGUGGGGUACCUUGUUGAUCGCAUUGGUCGUCGGAUUCCACUUCUUGUGGGAGCGACCCUGCAAGCAACAGCCAUGCUAUACCUUGCGUUGUAUCUUCGAUUUGCCGAUACAACGACGGCCAGUGGUGGUACCUCUGCCGGAGGUAUUGUUGGUAUUAUCUGGAUCUAUAUUUACGCUUUUGGAUGGUCAUUCGGACAUUCUGUCGCUUGCUACGUGGUCGCAGCUGAAGUCUUCCCAACCAGAAUUCGAUCUUUCUGUAUGGCUAUUUGUUUCUUCAUCAACUGGAUUGUGGACUAUGGUAUUACACGAGCCACACCAAACAUGAUCACUGAAAUGGGUUGGGGUGUAUUUCUCUUAUAUGCAAUGCUCACAUACCUAGGGGUUGUGUUUAUAUUCUUCUGUUUGCCCGAGAUGAAAGGUCGGUCUAUGGAGAGUAUGGAUGAUUUGUUCGAGCGCCCACUAUGGACCAUGUGGAAACAUGCGUAUCCCACCGAGGAGGAGAAGAUGCGGCGCGAUGUUCGAGAAGAGAUGAACACCAAGCUGCAAAGUGUCGGGCCAACUAUUGAAGACCAGGCAAAAAACCAUCGUACCGAGCAUGUGGAAACUGUUUGA